This is a messenger RNA of Rodentolepis nana, 744 nucleotides long. The record is from the annotation of a GenBank genome assembly. Lineage: Eukaryota; Metazoa; Platyhelminthes; Cestoda; Cyclophyllidea; Hymenolepididae.
AUGAGUCUUCUGGCGGGAAAAAUCAAGGCAAAUGAACAGGAGCGCAGCCGUGAUCCAAUAGAAAUCUUUGACGAGCUCGAUCGUAAGAGAGCGGAGGGCGAAUUCCGUCCAGAAUUAAUUGACACUGCUGAACAGCCUUCUAGACAAGGUAGCCGACGUCCAUCACUCGAAUCCAAUGAACCCACCCUCAAGAAGUUGGCAAAUCCAUCCAGGUCUUCAUCUUUCUCAUCUUCGCUGACUCUUUCUUCAUAUUCAUCUCACACAUCACUGACAGAUGAGCAUCCCAUAGAAGCCCCAAAGCGAAAGCUUCCAACUGUCUAUCAGAACAAUAUAACCAGACGUCUACCUCUUAUUACUAGGAUAUCAGAACGCCCAACGUCAAUUCCAAAGAGGACUCCACAGAUUUCCAUUCCAAUUCUUCGCUCACAUCGAAUUCUUCCAGGUGGAGGAAAUGCAGUCCGAAGACAACUCCCAAAUUUGGAUUCCAUAAUUGAGAAUCCACAGGCUCAAGACCACUUUUCACUAGCUCUACCCUCCACACAGAUUAAAAAAGCGCUUCCAUCAAGGGUCAUUAAAGAUCCCCACAAUGAUGGCAUUAUUCCAAACUUUUAUUCAACAGCCAGGUGCAAUGGAGGAAGAAAUUUGGGGGAUAGUCUCAUGGCGCCAAGACAUCCUCUUAUAAGGACGGAGACGGAGACCACAUAUUUAACGUCUUCAGUGGGGGAGCCCCAUCAUAUUUCCUGA